UUAGGUGAGAGCUUGUAAACAAAAGAAAUGGAAAAUGAAGAAGAUAUCAAAGUUUUAGGGACAUGGGCAAGUCCCUUUGUGAUAAGAGUGAAGAUAGCCCUUAACAUGAAGGGUAUAGUUUAUGAGUCCUUAGAGGAGGUUGAAGGGUUACACUAUAAAAGUGAACUUCUUCUAAAGUCCAAUCCAAUUUACAAAAAGGUCCCUGUGCUUAUUCAUGGUGGCAAGCCAUUAUGUGAGUCACUCAUCAUCCUCCAUUACAUUGAUGAGGCCUUCACCAUUGAUGGAGCUUCUUCUCUUUUCCCUUCUUGCCCUUAUGACUCAGCUCUUGCUAGGUUUUGGGCCUUUUAUCUUGAUGAUAAGUGGUUCCCUUCAUUAAUUGGAAUACUAAAAGCUAAAACAAAGGAAGCAAAAGAAGAAUCAAAGAAACAAGUUGAACAAGGACUAGAGCUUUUGGAGGAGGCUUUCAAGAAGAUCAGCAAAGGAAAGAGAUGGUUCAAUGGUGACAAAAUUGGGUACCUUGACAUGGCUUUUGGGAGUCAUUUGGGAUGGCUCAAAGCCACAGAGAAGUCUGAGAACUUGAAGCUUUUUGAUGAAAAGAAGACUCCAAACUUGGUUGAAUGGGCUCAAUGUUUCCUUUCAGAUGAUAAUGUCAAGAAGGUCAUGCCUGAGAUUGAUAAGUUUGUGGAGUAUGGACAUAAGCUCAAGAUCAAAUGGGGAGUUGCUAAUUAAUUUAAUGUUAAUUAAUUAAGUGUGUUUUUGUCUUUCUUUUUCUUUUGAUUAUUGUGUGCAUGAUCUCAUGAUUUUGUGUGUUCAAAUCAUGAUAUUGUUAGCCACAAUAAAAUAAGAGAUUUCUCUA
Messenger RNA from Dioscorea cayenensis subsp. rotundata (Guinea yam), 856 nucleotides. RefSeq names its product glutathione S-transferase U18-like. Gene Ontology annotation, biological process: glutathione metabolic process. Gene Ontology annotation, molecular function: glutathione transferase activity. Bases 28 to 729 code for a protein of 233 amino acids. Gene Ontology annotation, cellular component: cytoplasm. The transcript is spliced from 2 exons. Lineage: Eukaryota; Viridiplantae; Streptophyta; Magnoliopsida; Dioscoreales; Dioscoreaceae. The record is from RefSeq and is a predicted model, not a curated record.